Sphaeroforma arctica JP610 is the source of this 430-nucleotide messenger RNA. RefSeq lists its product as hypothetical. Lineage: Eukaryota; Ichthyosporea; Ichthyophonida. The record is from RefSeq and is a predicted model, not a curated record. The coding region runs from base 41 to 430 and encodes 129 amino acids. The transcript has 3 exons.
ACUAAAAGCAUCGAUUCUCCGUCUACUUUUGAAUAGGAACAUGGAUAACAGUAGUGAACCAUCUCCACUGCAUCGGAUCGUAAGAGAUCAUGAUCCGAAUCUUUCAAGUUAUAGUCCUGUGAAGCUGGAGCGACUUGCUGACGCGCGUCGUACGCUAAAGAAGGUCGACAUCAAUUCUAAAGACAAGGCUGGGCUCACACCGUACAUGUUAUGUAUUGCAACGCUUCCUCCGGUUCGUUUUGGCAAUUACGCCUCGUAUGAUUCUCACGAACUGACGUUGAAUGUCUUCCGCGACGAGGACAUACGCACUCGGCAUGAGGCUGAAUUUAAGAGGCUCGACGCAUGCGUUCAAGCAGGGGUUAGGACACUGGUAAGUCAGCAACAAAAUGACGAGUCUGCGAGAAAUAUACUGCCCAAGCACAUGGCAUAG